GAUAUGAGUGACAAUAAAAAGACCGCAAUGAGAAGGAGCAACAGUAUAGAUGCUUUUUUUGAAAAGCAAAAGAAAAAGAAGAGACAGUCAAAGUCUUCAUGUGUAGCGCAAGCAAGUGACGGGGGCCUAUCAUAUAUCUCAUCCAACGACGAUGACAGUAUCAGUGCAACACAUCUAAUCAAAAUAGACAUCUAUGACAUGAAGAGUCUUAAAGAUGUUUCGCCUCUUGAAUACUGGAAAUAUGCAGAUUUGCGAUUAAAGUACUACGUUGAAUCUGCUGGUGAUAAGCACUAUCAAAGCAUGCGAGAUAUUAUAUACAACAUUACAAAGCAAAUCGCUGGGAAGCAUGACUGUAAAAAAUACUUUAUUGACAGAGAUAACCAGAAACAAUAAGUAUUCUCUGAACCAGCGGUCGGUAAACAUCACAAAGUAAAAAGACCCUCUAUACGAACCCAUGAAAACUUAAGUGCUUAUUACCUGUAUUUUAAAAAUAUUUUUCUUUAUCUAUUUGCUAUCCCCACUGCUUCAUGCAAGCGAAACUAAUAUAAAAGCUAUCCUUUUUCUUAAAUGUACUUCAUAUUCUAAGUUACCACACAAAACUGCACAAUGACUGUCGAACUCAACGACUUUGUUUACGAAGAAGAAAUGGUUGAGCUAUGUCAAGCAGCGGAAGUUGAAUUUGACUUAGUGAACCUGUGUAUACAAGUAGAAACCGAUCAAGCUGCUUUAUCAAGACAAAGUGGAGGAGGUGUAAAAAGAAAAAUUGCUGUCACAAAAUAUUCUUCGAGUAAGCGUCCAUUUUCUCAAGAGCCUUCAACAUCUGCUGCGGUGGUAACAACGAACCCAAUACAGGAAGAAACAACUACAUCUGUAAGUUCUACAAACAAUAAUACUAUCGAAUGCCCUAACUGCAAAGUAUAUGUUAACAGAAAAUAUUAUACCAAUCAUCUUAAAAGCAAGACUCAUAGCAAAAAUGUUCUAAGUUUAAAUCCCAACUUAAAUAAUGUUCAAUUAAUAGAAACUGCUUUCGGACGGCGGAUAGUAACGUACAGAAUCCCCAAUUCCACUAACACUAAUUCUAUAUUCGAAACUCCUGAGCACUUUCUUAACAUAAUUAAAAAUACUGUGUCUGUCAUACAAGUUGUGCAGAAAAGUUUGAAACCCCCAAAUUUAUUCCCAUAA
Messenger RNA from Pararge aegeria (speckled wood butterfly), 1182 nucleotides. RefSeq lists its product as uncharacterized. Lineage: Eukaryota; Metazoa; Arthropoda; Insecta; Lepidoptera; Nymphalidae. The record is from RefSeq and is a predicted model, not a curated record. Bases 607 to 1182 code for a protein of 191 amino acids. The transcript has 3 exons.